GUGAUAAAAGGAGGGAAAGACUAAGCGACGAAUAAAAGAGGACAAGGGGUAGUCUUUGUGGGAUCAUCUUUUUUUUUUGAAGAUUCAAAAGACCAGCAAUAAAGUCCAAGUAUUCGACUUAAAAAAAAAAAGCGUAAGGUAACACCCAACAACAUUGUUUUUCUCCCAUAGAGGAAAAAAAAGGGGGGAAAAUUAUCAUUAGUUGUUAUCAUUACUAUUAUUAUUUAAAAUAGGAAUACGAAUAAAGGUAAGACGAGAUAAUGCGGGAGCAAAUCAACAUGUUAACCUCCAUGCGCCUCCGCGAUUAUGUGGAGAAGGCGUACUUUAUUUCCUUCUUCUUCACCGUUUCAAUGGUAGUGUGGAGUUUCUUCACGGGGCUGACGGGGAGUGAGCACGGGGCGGUGGUGGUGAUUAGCGGGAGCAUGGAGCCGGGCUACCGGCGGGGGGAUUUCAUUACGGUGCAUCGCCGCCCAUCCUCGGAGGUGCGCGCGGGGGAUAUCAUCGUUUAUCGCCUGGAAGGAAGAGAAAUUCCGAUCGUCCAUCGCGUGAUCACCUGGCAUCGACGGGAGAUCGAUGGCAAGCAGUUUUAUCUCACUAAAGGGGAUAACAACCACUGGAAUGACCGCGCGCUCUACGACAGCGCGAUGGAGUUUAUCAGCGGGGAGGCGAUUGUGGGGAAGGUCUUCGCCAAGUUAUCCUUCUUUGGCUACGCGACGAUUAUGUUUAACGAGGUGGCGAUUGUCAAAUACAUCUCCAUGGGGCUGAUCGGGUUUUUCCUCAUAACGAGCAUGGAUUAA
Molecule: messenger RNA, 797 nt
Organism: Phytomonas sp. EM1
Lineage: Eukaryota; Euglenozoa; Kinetoplastea; Trypanosomatida; Trypanosomatidae
Source: the annotation of a GenBank genome assembly